CAUCUUAAUUGGUGACUUUUUCUUAUGUACCUCCCCCCCCGGUCUUUCUUCGUUUUUUCUUCCUCCCAUCCUCUCUUUUCUCAUCAUCCAUUCCUUAGGUAUAUAUUGUCUUUUUCCUCCGCUUUUGCGGCAGUCAUUCUUUUACUCAACUUGAGAUCCUACCCACUCAGUCACUCUUUGAUUCACUCUUUCCACCUCUUACAAAAAUGCGGUUCCUGAAGACCUUCCUGGUAUCGGCUCUUGCGGCUGUGGCAGCUGCCCACGUUGAGCCCGACUACACCAAGGGCCCGGAGGGCAACUCGAUCUCGAAUCCCGGCCUCGACGAGGUUGUCCCGGCGGGCAAGCCCUACACCAUCACCUGGAAGCCCACCACCAAGGGACCGGUGUCGCUGGUCCUCCUGCGCGGGCCCAGCAACAACGUCCAGCCCAUCGCCACCAUCGCCGAGCAGAUUGAGAACACGGGCAAGUACGAGUGGACGCCCAGCACCAGCCUCGAGCCCGACGUCACCCACUACGGCCUGCUCAUCGUCGUCGAGAACACCCGCCAGUACCAGUGGUCGACUCAGUUCGGCAUCUCCAACAAGGACGUCGCCGAGGGCUCAGAUCCCGCCACGAAGCCCACCCCCCGUUCCACCUCCACCGACGUCAUCUCCAAGGAGAAGACCACCGCCCUCCAGGAGGCCUCCAGCGAGCCUCCCGCUCCCGCUCCCACCACCUCAACCACCUCGAUCACCACCUCUAGCAGCACCAGCACGAGCAGCAGCAUCGUCAUCACCUCAUCCGUAGCGCGCCCUCCCAAGUCGACCACGGCGCGGACGACCAUGCACAGCGCGAGCGCCCCCACGACCGCGCCGUCCUCGACCGAGGCCCCGCCCCCGUUGUUCACCAACGGCGCUGACCGCAACGCGAUCAGCUUCGGCGGAAUCGCGCUAGGCGUUGCCGCCAUUCUGGCAAUCUAAACGGGGUUGAGCCCUACCAUUCUUCUUCUUCGUCAUUUUCUUCUUCUUAUCAUUCUUCUUCUCUUCUAGACCUGUAUCUAGAUUACUUUACCCCUUCUUUCUACCUGCUUUGGUUCCUGAUUUGCCGGGCUUGAAUGCCUACGGCCCUAAUGGAGAUCACGUUUACAUAAUGCUGUACUUGCUCGAGUUAAGUACUAUGAUAU
Messenger RNA from Aspergillus candidus, 1162 nucleotides. RefSeq names its product GPI anchored serine-threonine rich protein. The coding region runs from base 207 to 959 and encodes 250 amino acids. Lineage: Eukaryota; Fungi; Ascomycota; Eurotiomycetes; Eurotiales; Aspergillaceae. The transcript has a single exon. The record is from RefSeq and is a predicted model, not a curated record.